Molecule: messenger RNA, 1497 nt
Organism: Microthlaspi erraticum
Lineage: Eukaryota; Viridiplantae; Streptophyta; Magnoliopsida; Brassicales; Brassicaceae
Source: the annotation of a GenBank genome assembly
AUGGAACAGAUUCUGUCCCUGAUUACCAUUUUUGCGAGUUUGGUCUUCUCCGGGAGAUGCAGCGAUGGUUACAGCAGGAACGAUUUCCCGGAGGGUUUCGUUUUCGGAUCCGCCAUUUCUGCUUUUCAGUGGGAAGGAGCUGCUAAUGAAGACGGAAGGACGCCCAGCAUUUAUGAUACACUUGUUCACUCUAGUAGUGGACCUAAUGCAGAUAUAGCAUGUGAUGGAUAUCAUAAGUAUAAGGAGGAUGUAAGGCUGAUGUAUGAUAUGGGUUUAGAUGCAUUUCGAUUCUCUAUCUCGUGGCCACGCCUUAUACCAAAUGGAAGAGGUGUUGUGAAUCCAAAGGGUUUACAGUUCUACAAAAGCUUCAUAGAUGAGCUCAAAAGACAUGGAAUUGAACCUCAUGUUACGUUGUCUCACAAUGAUCUUCCUCAGGCUCUUGAAGAUGAAUACGGAGGAUGGACUGACCACAAAAUCAUAGAUGACUUCUCUGCUUUUGCAGACGUUUGCUUCAGAGAGUUUGGGAACGUAGUGAAAUUCUGGUCGACAAUCAAUGAGCCCAAUAUGCUGGCAUUGGCAGGUUAUGACCUGGGAAUAGUACCUCCUGCACAUUGUUCUCCUCCAUUUGGCCUGGUCAACUGCUCCAGAGGAAACUCUUCAACAGAGCCAUAUAUUUCACUCCAUAACAUGUUGCUUGCACACGCAUCUGCCUCAAGAUUGUAUAAGACAAAGUAUAAGAAUAAGCAGAAUGGAUAUAUAGGUAUGACCUGUUUUGCAUUCUGGUUGGUUCCUAAUACUAGCUCUGAAGAAGAUCAGAUUGCAACUCAGAGAGCCAAAGAUUUCUUUUUAGGCUGGGUUCUGCACCCGCUCUUCUUUGGGGACUAUCCUGAUGUGAUGAAGAGAAUCGUGGGGAAGAGAUUGCCAAGUUUUACGGAAGAAGAAUCACGUCUUGUUAAAGACUCAUCCGAGUUCUUGGGAGUCAUACACUACACACCAACGUGCAUCGCACACUCAUCUAGUUCUCUCCAUGAAGAUUAUAUUUCGGACAUGAGUGGCUUGAUAAUCCCCUAUGGGAAUACUACACUGGCCAAGCUUGAUGUGCUUCCAUGGGGUCUUGAAGGAGUGUUGGAAUACAUAAAGCAGAACUAUGGCAAUCCUCCGGUCUACAUUCUUGAAAACGGUCGACCUAGCAACCACGAUUCAUCGCUUAACGACGUGGGAAGAGUUGAAUACCUUCGUGCUUAUAUCGCUGCUGUGCUCAAUGCAGUGAGGAAUGGGUCAGAGACAAGAGGCUAUUUCCAAUGGUCGUUCAUGGAUCUGUUCGAGGUUAUCGAUAUCAAUUACACAUAUGGAUUAUACUAUGUGAAUUUCAGCGAUCCGGAACGUGAAAGAUCUCCCAAAACCUCUGCUCUCUGGUACUCUGCUUUUCUCAAAGGGACGCAACAAGAGCCCAAGAACCUCUCUGUAUCUCCUUCUCCUGGUUUUGCUUCUCAGUAA